Molecule: messenger RNA, 1764 nt
Organism: Sipha flava (yellow sugarcane aphid)
Lineage: Eukaryota; Metazoa; Arthropoda; Insecta; Hemiptera; Aphididae
Product: short-chain dehydrogenase/reductase family 16C member 6-like
Exons: 7
Coding region: 331-1509 (392 amino acids)
Cellular component (GO): lipid droplet
Molecular function (GO): oxidoreductase activity, acting on the CH-OH group of donors, NAD or NADP as acceptor
Source: RefSeq, a predicted model, not a curated record
UACAGCGGAAAACAUAACGUUGUAUUGUAAUUGUACCGUGUACGUUCGGUCCGCGUACACACGUUGUGUGGAAAACAAUUUUGUUUUUCCCAACGAUCGUCGUCGCGUCAUCGGAUAGACACGACGAAUGUGAUUCCGCAUUUGACGUUUCCACCGCCGUUGUCGUCGCUGCGUAAAAGUGUUUCGAUCGCACGUCGUACGAUUGUCGCGCGAUUUGUGCGCAGUUAACAUCCAGGGAAACGCGUUUCGAUCGCACCGUCGUUAUUGUCUCCGAUCGAUCGCCGAUCUUGCGGGUCUUCUUCUCCAGCGAUCUUCCAGCUAUCGAAUUGUAUGGCGCGACAUACGUCACCUGCAGCGGGCGUUAGCCCGCGGAGGAAGAACAGCAAGGCCAACAACAAAGCCAACAAAGACCAAAAAUCGGUUGACGCACCCGAUACAAUAACAAAUUCACCGAACAAAAACAUGCAGUCCAACUCCAAUGCACCGCCGGUGAACCCUAAUGCACAUACAAUCUUGGCACCUCCUUUGACAAACAUCCCAUGGAUGGUGAAAAAUCCGUUGUCGUUAUUGAUGGAAAUUGUUCUCAUAUUUUUUAUGUACCUGGUCACGUUAUAUUUCAAGUGUUUGAGAGUGAUUCUGCCAAAAUUGGAGAAACCUGUCAACGGAAAAGUCGUACUAAUCACUGGCACCGGAAGAGGUUUAGGCCGUGAGUUAGCCUUGAAGUUCGCUUUACUUGGCGCCAAAGUGGCGUGCGUUGACGCGGACCAGAACAGCAACGAGGAGACGGUGAAACUUAUAACGACCAAGAUACAGGGGUCCACGGUCAAGGCGUACACGGUGAACGUUGCCGCUACCGCAGAGGUGACCGCGUUAGCGGUUAAAGUGGAACAGGACUUAGGUCCAGUAGACAUACUGAUCAACAAUGCCACCGUUAUGGUCGCACACACUUUUCUGGGCGAACAGGAUCACACCAUCGCGUCCACUCUCAACAUAAACCUGCUCGGAUCGUUUUGGAUGAUACGCACAUUUUUGCCGGGUAUGAUGAAGAGAAAUAGCGGUCACAUCGUAGCGAUUUCGUCCGCUUCAAGCCUUUGCAGUCUGUCAAAACUAUCAGCAUACUCGGCUAGCAAAUGGGGUCUUAACGGCAUGAUGGAAAGUCUCAGAGAAGAACUUCGGGAACACAGCAACAACAAAAUCAAUACAACUGUCGUCAUGCCCAUUUUUAUCAACACGAGUGCCGAUUACACGAAGUACAUCAACAGCAGGAUGCCGGUGCUCAGCUUAAAACAUGCAACUGAAGCUACGAUCCACGGGAUCUUGACGGAUGAAGUAGAAUUCACCAUUCCUCGAGUAGUAUAUUUCACCAAUCUACUCAAAAGAUUAUUACCCAUCAACAUUUCGGAUUCGAUUAAGAACAUCUUUUAUACGAAAAUCAUAUUGCCACCACAAGAAAUUCAAUCCAUUGACCCUAGCAGGACAAUUAUUAAUAAAACCAAUGUUGCUUAUUAAAUUUACUAAAUGUAGCAUUUAUAGUAAAACAAUAUUGUUUAUAUGAUAUCAAUUAUAAUUAUUUUUUAAAAAAUGCCAUUAUGAACAUCGAGAAGGUCAUAAUGAUGUUUAGGAUUAUAUACGAUUUGCAUAAAAAUAAAUAUUCAAAAAUAAUAAGCAGAAUUUGAUAUUCGAAUCACCAGUAUACUUGUUAUAUAAUAAUAUUAUAUUGGAUACAUUUUUUUACAUCACGUUCGUUUUAUUUGUAUCACGUUA